This is a messenger RNA of Seriola aureovittata, 1871 nucleotides long. It is a transcript of the gene bud13, whose product is annotated as BUD13 homolog. Gene Ontology annotation, biological process: mRNA splicing, via spliceosome. Bases 5 to 1549 code for a protein of 514 amino acids. The transcript is spliced from 10 exons. The record is from RefSeq and is a predicted model, not a curated record. Gene Ontology annotation, molecular function: RNA binding. Lineage: Eukaryota; Metazoa; Chordata; Actinopteri; Carangiformes; Carangidae. Gene Ontology annotation, cellular component: U2-type spliceosomal complex; RES complex.
CAUAAUGAUGGCCGCUUUCGCUGGCAGCGGUAAAGGACCAGAACUAUCCAAAGCUGAGUACCUAAAACGGUACUUAUCCACCGAUGAAGAUGCCAAGAAAUCAAAGGGGAAGCUUAAAAAGAAACGACAUAAAGUUCCUGAGAAAGGACUUAAAAUUGUAGACGAUGACAUAGACUGGAAACAGAUGGUCCAAGAGGAGAAGGAGGUUGAAGAGGACGAAGAUGAAGCUCCAGUGAUAGCUGAGGUGAUUGAUGAUCGACCAGACGAGGUGAAACAGUUAGAAGCUUUCAGAACCAGCAACAGAUGGAAAGUGAUAGGAGCUGAUGAAGAUGAAGACACAAGCAGGGGCCACCAUGACUCGCCAGAGCUGUCAUCAAAGAGAGGGAUGCAUGAUUCUCCUGUCAGAAAGACCCGCCACGACUCUCCAGACACAUCCCCUCCCAAGAGAGGUCGCCACGACUCUCCAGACACAUCCCCUCCCAGGAGAGGUCGCCACGACUCUCCAGACACAUCCCCUCCCAGGAGAGGUCGCCACGACUCUCCAGAAAUAUCCCCUCCCAAAAGAGGCCGCCAUGACUCGCCAGACUUGUCACCUCCACGGCAACAUUCAGGGAAAUCAGGAAAGGUGCAAAGUAAAGAUUCACCCCCCAGCAGAAGAAAGCCCAGCUCAUCAUUGUCAAGUAACAAACGUUCACCUGAUCCUCGUCGGUCACCACUGGCAAAGAGGGCUCAGAACAGGCAUGAUUCAGACCCUGACCAGUCACCUCCACGAAAAAAGCCACAGAAGAGAGAAGCAUCGGACUCUGACCAAUCUCCUCCAAGGAGGCAGUCAAAAACAAGACACGGCUCUGAUUCUGACCAGUCUCCACCCAGGAGGCGGCCGCAGGGUGGAAAGGGCUCGGAUGAAGAUCUGUCACCACCUCGUAGACCUGGCCAGUCACAGGGCCACAGGAUGCUUUCUGGUGGGAAGGCAGGUCUGGUUUCUGUAGAUGUUUUAAGGAAAGAGCAGGAGGAGAACCGACGCAGAGACAGACACAACCAGCCACUAGAAGAUGAAUCCCGCAAUUCCCAGACGGUGUUCCGAGACAAGAGCGGUAAAAAGAGGGAUUUGGAUUUGGAGAGAGAAGAACAGAAGAAGAAAGCUGGAGAAAAAGCAGCAAAGGAUGAGAAAUAUGCUCAGUGGGGGAAAGGGUUGGCCCAGGGCCAGAUGCAUCAGCAGAAACUUGAAGAUGCACUGCACGAAGCCCAGAAGCCGCUGGCACGUCACUACGAUGACGAGGAUCUCGACCGUAUGUUGAGAGAGCAGGAAAGGGAGGGAGAUCCCAUGGCUGCAAUGCUCAGACGGAAAAAAGCUCGCAGCACAAAGACACAAGAGAAGCCUCGGUAUCGAGGUCCAGCACCACCUCCAAACCGGUUCAAUAUUCAACCAGGCUAUCGCUGGGAUGGAGUUGACAGAUCAAAUGGUUUUGAACAGAAACGCUACACACGGAUGGCAGACAAAAAAGCUGGCCAGGAGGCAGCUUAUAAAUGGAGCGUGGAGGACAUGUAACGGCAAUCAGAUACUGAUUAUUUAGGAGCAGCGCAGGUCCACUGAACCUCAGAGAAUUAGCUGAAUGGGAUAUCUACUCUGUGAUGUUAGAACAGCUGCAGGUUAAACUCAUUUACUCAGCAGAAUUGACAUGUUGAUGCAUUUUGUUCACCUUUCCAGAGCAGUUUGGUCCUGUACAACUUAUAUCAGAUUAUUACAAACUGAUAAACCACAAACAUAACUGUAUAUAAUAGUGAGGUGACAGCAUCUUUAUGAUUUUGUAAUAACAGGUUCAAUGUGGAGAUGUGGUUUUCACUGUUUUAUUAAAUAAUGUUUUUGUUAA